AUGUUGAAACAGAUUAUGCAUUGUAGAGUAUGUGAUAAACCAGGUCAUAAUUCUCGAUUCCAUAAGAAUGAUAAGAAUACUCAAGCUUCUCAAGGCCAAGCUACUCAAGCUUCUCAAUGGCAAGUUUCUCAAGGCGAAGCUUCUCAAGGCCAAGCUUCUCACGCUCCAAAGGAAAAAAAGAAGAGUACUAAAGAGAAAGCUUCUCAAGACCAAGCUUCUUAA
This is a messenger RNA of Arabis nemorensis, 222 nucleotides long. NCBI's taxonomy places the organism in Eukaryota, Viridiplantae, Streptophyta, Magnoliopsida, Brassicales, Brassicaceae. The record is from the annotation of a GenBank genome assembly.